UACCGGGCUUUUUUCUUGUGAAAUGAAGCUGAAAAUCUACGGUUCGCUAACAGACCGUGUAGAAGUAUACCUUUAGAGUGUAAGGUUUACACUGUGUAGGACCAUACAACGAACUAGCAUCAAAAACAAGCGUUUAUAAGCGGAUGCGUGUUGAACUGGUAUACAGUAUUCGUUAUGCAAUGUUACUAGUAAUAAUGAAACCGUUCUAAAGUAUUAAAUUUGUUGAAUUGUAAUUUUUAAACGACAAUUUAAAAAAAAUAUUUUUUUUGCAUGUAUAUAAUUGUUUUGUACGAUUUCUUUAUCGUUAUUGAUUGGAUAUUGUAGCCGCGCAAUGGUUAAACGAUUAAAUUUUAAAUAUUUUUUUGCUAUGUGUUUUUAAUAUAGUCGUGAUGCAUUUUUGCAAAAGACAUUUGUAAACUGUAUUGCAAGUUAUUUUAUGCUUUGGCAUUAUAUCCAUGUAAAAUGCAAACGUUGUAAUUUUUUUUAUUUAUACUUUGUUUUUCACAGUUGUGCAAUUUUUGCACUUUUAGGUUUUUAUAACUGUAUUGUAGGCAAUAAUGGACGAACGUCGCCCGCCACCUUACGCACCGAAUGCGUAUUCAAACAUAGAAGUACCCCAGCCAAUGGAACGCUUAGCACCAGCUCCUAGUCCACCAUCCUUUCACCCCCCUUCUGCUCCUAAAGUUUUACCAACAGCAAGAGAGCCUAACCCACCAAGAUCCAGCUCCAAUGUAUCAAUGCCGCCCCCCUACCCAGCUAAAUACGUUCCUUCCGUUCCCUUUCCUUUUAUGAGCGGUUACCUUGAAAAAAGCACGGGUGACCACACGGCGCCAUUGAAGUCGCAGUCAUGGUCCAAAAAAUACGUUGAAGUCAGCGAUGGAACUUUACGUUUCUUCACGCUGAGAGAAGAACGCGAGGACACAGGCGUUGUGGUGCCACUAUCGGAGUCAUUUGUCUCCGUUCAAGCAAAGCGAAUAAUUCGGCUCGAGAGUAAAACCGGGAUCCGGAUAUUUAGAGCGCAGUCGGAAUCCAGGGCGUACCAUUGGGUGCUAACUAUAUCGAGAUACUGUUUAGUGGCGCCGACCGCUGAAGGUUUUUGUAAAAAACUAAGCGGUGGCAAAAACGUGAUGGAAGAUAGAUAUUUAAGGCUCCAUGCGGAUGGGAUCUUAUCAUGGUUUAAAAGCGAGAAGGAAGACGCCGAUUGUAGAGGUUCUAUACAAGUUAGAGGCGAACGCAUAAGUAUUGACCCAAGCAAGUCCCAUGUAUUGCUUGUCCAAACUAAAGAGCGAAGAUAUAUGUUCGAGUUAAUCGAUGCUUUUGAAUGCAACCAGUGGUAUGCCGUCACUUCAUGGCACUCGCAUCGGAGACCGCUUGAAAACACAGCAAUUGCUGUUCGAAAUAAAGGGAGCGUCUCUAGAAAUUAAAUUCUGCAUCAAUGUGUUCGAUCAAAACGAAUCCUGUAUAUGUAUAAGCCAUCAUUUCUUGACUUUCAAGUGUUGACCAGGUUAUAAGACAACUUUAAUGCUGUACCAACGUCUUAGAUAUUUUAUUCAGCUGAAACCAUAGCAUAUUAUAUGAAAGCGAAUCAUGUAGAGGAUAUGAGUCAUACUGAACCGAUUUGUGCAUAAAACAACUUAGCUUACUUUCAUUACACUCAAAUCUUUGCUCUUUCUCGCUAAAAUCUUAUAUGUACAAAACUAUUCAAUUCAUCAAACAUCACAAACCUAUAGAAUUCUAUGUUAAUUUAUCGCAUAGGUUGUUAAGUGUUUACAAUUGCCCGUCACCCAUAUACGUUAUGCAACUAAGACCUCGCCGUUUUUGAUUUCAAUAAAUAUAAAUUCAACGAA
Messenger RNA from Ciona intestinalis (vase tunicate), 1847 nucleotides. NCBI's taxonomy places the organism in Eukaryota, Metazoa, Chordata, Ascidiacea, Phlebobranchia, Cionidae. The record is from RefSeq and is a predicted model, not a curated record.